CUCUGCUCCUUCUUGUCGUCCUCUCCACUCCAAGAUUGCCCAGCAUGUCCAACCCUUUCAAAGAGUCCUCCGUCUCCUCGCGCUUCGUAUCCAGCACAGAGCUCACAUCCGCUCAAAAGAAGCGCGAAGAUGACCUCAAAGCCGCCUAUGCUCGCAUCGGCCAGGAGCCACCCCCUUCGGCAGCGGCAGCACAAGAGGAGUACGACCCACGCAGCUUGUACGAACGCCUCAAGGCCAAUUCGGAUGCCAAGCAGGAGAAAUUUGACGAGCAGUGGAAGUUGAGCAAUCAAUUCAGAGGGAUCGAUGAGGGCGAAAGUAGCUUCCUUGCAGACGUCGCUAGGGAGAAGAGGGAGGAGGAGAGACGAAAGAAGGCUGAGGAGGCAAAGGAGCUCGAGGAGUUUAGAAAAGCCACCGAAGCUCAGCAAGCCUCACCACCUCCUCCUACCUUGGCUGGUAGCCCCAGCGCAGUCGCCUCGACGGCCAAGUCUGCUUCUCCGCCAGCACCAACAGCUGCAGCCACCAAGCCAGUGGCAUCCUCGUCAGCGGCUAGCAAGGCCAGCAAGAGGAAGCGCGACGGUAGUGCGCUGGGCAUUGUCAGGAAGAAGAAGAACCCGCAGUCAGAACAGCAGAAGGCUGGAGAGGCCAGCAAGCCUACAGCAGCGGCGACCACCAAGGAUGAGAGCGAGAAGAGUUCGGGUGAUGCGCAGAAGGGAGCCAAGUCAUGA
This is a messenger RNA of Jaminaea rosea, 725 nucleotides long. RefSeq lists its product as hypothetical. The record is from RefSeq and is a predicted model, not a curated record. Lineage: Eukaryota; Fungi; Basidiomycota; Exobasidiomycetes; Microstromatales. Bases 45 to 725 code for a protein of 226 amino acids. The transcript is spliced from 2 exons. Gene Ontology annotation, cellular component: nucleus.